AUGAUAGUUUUUCGUAAUAAAUGCUUGCUAUGUUUAAUCAAAUGUCGUCAUCCAGAAUGUCCUGAACAAAUUGAUUGGCUCCGUGACGUCAUCUCGUGGUCGUCAUCCCUCCGCAGCGAGAUAUCAUCCCCAGCUGCCGCACGCUCAGCAGCAGCGGCACAUGCUCAGAGGGCGAAAAUAGACGCGCGCGACGACGGGUCCAAGGACGCGUUGGCCAGGGGGCAGAGUUUACUCGAUAAGGAACAUCCCAGCUCAGCGGAGAUCGAGGAGCGUUGCCGCACGGUAGUAGACGAGCUCGGUCGCCUCGCUAACGCGUGGGCCGAGCGGCAGGUGGCGUUGGACCAGCUGAUCGACUGGCGCUGCUUCCUGAGAGACGCCAAGCAACUGAAUGCUCUGUGUGCGGCGCAGGAGGCAGCACUCGCCACGGGGACACUACUACUGCAACAGAACCACGUGGAGAGCGAGAGAAUACAGGAGGAACUGGCCGCGGUCAAUGACCGGAGGAAGAAGCUGGACGUGGUUGUUGGAGUCCGUCGUGGAGCCCUACUCAGGGCGCGCCCUCGAGCUCAAUUCACACGAGACACCGCUGAAGCCAGGAGCUGGGUGGCCGAUAAGAUGGCGCAGCUGCAGCUCAUUACUGGUGAAGUGACGGACCUGGAACAGCUGGAACGAGAGUGGACGACGCUGGAGGACGCCGUGGAACAAAGAGGUCACGAUGUGAAGGUGGAUGACAACCACGUCAAGAGCGUGCAGGCCUUGGCUGACAAGCUGAUGCAGCAGGGUCCGACCCAACACGCUGUCAGCGUCGCGGCCCGUCGUGACGGCGUGCUGCUCAAGUGGCGCGCGCUCACGGGGGCCCUGCAGCGGUACAGGGAGAGGCUGGCGGCAGCAUUGCAGCUACACUCCUUCAAUAGGGACGUCCAAGAGACAUCAGAGCGUCUGUCCUGCAAGGCAGCCUUAUUCCGCAGCGAGGAGUGUGGCCGGGACCUUAGCGCGGCCCACGAGCUGAAGAGGAGGCUGGAAGCAGCUGUCCGAGAGGCAGGAGCUAUAAGGGAUUGGAUACAACAACUGAAGAACGAUGGAGCAGCGCUCGCGAGGAGAUGCAUCAAGGUUGGAGCAGCUGCAACAGCUGGCGGCCACGCGCGCUCCGACAUGCUAGUCGACGCUAUCAAGGAACACAAGUUUGAAGAGAACCUGAAAGAGACGGAGAAGCGCCUGGACCGCGCGGAGCCCGACAGCGUUACAGACGCCCAGGCACAGCUGGAACACCUGCACGAGACCAAGAUAAUACCCCCGGACCUAUUACCAUCCAUCUUUGAGAAUGCCCUCGAGAGUGAUGUGUUGUCAUCAGUACUGAGAACUGUUCACAACAAUAUGGACCGUUUCCCUCACUCUGUGGUCGCUUACCUAAAGAAUAUAUGUCGAGUGAAACGAUUCUCAGCUUUAGCUAUGUUCCUUAGCGCUAUAGACAAAGAAUGUAAGUAG
This is a messenger RNA of Danaus chrysippus (African queen), 1485 nucleotides long. Lineage: Eukaryota; Metazoa; Arthropoda; Insecta; Lepidoptera; Nymphalidae. The record is from the annotation of a GenBank genome assembly.